GGGAAAAUGUACGUGUGUGAGAGGGAGAAUGUACGUGUGUGAGAGGGAGAAUGUACGUGUGUGAGAGGAGAAUGUACGUGUGUGAGAGGAGAAUGUACGUGUGUGAGAGGAGAAUGUACGUGUAUGAGAGGGAGAAUGUACGUGUGUGAGAGGGAGAAUGUGAGUGUGUGAAAGGGAAAAUGUACAUGUGUGAGAGGAGAAUGUACGUGUGUGAGAGGGAGAAUGUGAGUGUGUGAAAGGGAAAAUGUACGUGUGUGAGAGGAGAAUGUACGUGUGUGAGAGGGAAAAUGUACGUGUGUGAGAGUGCUAGAAUGAAUUUCGGCUUGUGCGGCCCCUCAUAGUUCAAGAUGCUCUUGGCAGUUAUGAUCCAGUAAUUCUCACUGAUGCCCAGGGUAACGAGAUACUUGAUUCUGAAGGAACUAAAGGUAUGUAUUACAAUUUUAUGUUUGUAUUUUUAAGCUGUUGUAAUUAAGAAUUAUAUGGCAAUCACUGGGUCAUGCCAUCCCCAUGUACCCAGGGUCCCUCUACUGGAAGCAGAAUGCCCGGAAGGUUUUUGUCAUCUCCGAACAAGAUUUCCCAGAGUUUCAGGGCACCAAGAGAAAGAGAAGCUCAAGUCGAAAAGAUGAUGAGACUUCAGGUCUACAAGAUGUGUACGAAAAGAUAGAGGAGGUGGUUCUGGCCUCACAGGGCCUUCAGCAAGUUAUCUCAUCUAUCAAAGAGCUUUCUGAGCUGUCCAGUCAAACAUCUGCCAAAACCUUGACUGAUGUCCAAAUGCAGAAAAUAAAAGCAGCUUUCACUUGCAUAGUCUGCAAGGGACCCAUAGAUCAACCGGUAUUUGCCACCUGCUGUAGAAGCCUGAUCGGAUGCAAGCUUUGUGUUGAUCAGUGGAUGGCUACUGCAUCUCAGUGCUUGAAAUGCAGGGGGGAAGAUCUCAGUAACAAUGUCUUUCUUGCAGUGGGUCUUUCUGAAGUUUUGUUAGCUCUUAGUGACAUUAUUAAGGAACUGGGUUUGACAACUCUGCCAGAAAUUCAGCGAACGACAGUUUCCAUGCAAAGCACCAGGAGGCUCCAGCAUGUGCAAAGCAAUGUCAGAAGUGGGAUUCUUACCCAUGCCUCCAGAGGAGACUGCGACCUGUCACUGUUACAUCCCACAGUUGUCCAGGUAACCGCCUCACAGCCUGCUGCACCUGCUGCCAAUCCAGGUGCCAUAACCAAGAGACCCUAA
Messenger RNA from Triplophysa rosa, 1224 nucleotides. RefSeq lists its product as uncharacterized. The transcript is spliced from 4 exons. The coding region runs from base 508 to 1224 and encodes 238 amino acids. Lineage: Eukaryota; Metazoa; Chordata; Actinopteri; Cypriniformes; Nemacheilidae. The record is from RefSeq and is a predicted model, not a curated record.